AUUAUUAUUUUCUAGAAAAUUAUCACUCAACGCAGCGCGAGCGAUUGUGCAGAAGACCAGGCUCAAUAGCAAAAGCCAUUUUCUUACUUCUGCUCGACUUCAAUUUGCAAUCGAUUCCCAUUGAGAUCCACCGAGUCCUUUGCCCUUUCAGAAACCCUCACCCUAAUUCUGCUUUAGCUGCAAGUUCUCGUUCUCGGCGAAAUGGUACCCAAUGAAGGGAUGUUGCAACAGAAAAGAGAAAGGCUGAAGACUAUAUUGUCACAAAAGAAAAGAGGACGAAGAAGAAAAAGAAGCCAGUUGCUACUCCUCGUCCUACAUGCUCAUGGGUGUACUUUAGCCGGGAGUUUAUCAAGGAGUAUAGUGCUUCCCAUCCCGAGUCCUCUGGUCUUAAAGCUGCCACAAAGGCUGCAUCGGAUGCUUGGAAGUGUAUGAGCUUUGAAGAGAAAGCAAAAUACACUAAUCAUGCUCGUGAAGUGUGGGAUAACUACUUGAGUACAACUCCUGCUCGCACCCCCAAGCCAAGGAAACAGACUAAACUAGUCACAAGAUGUUCUCCGGGACGUUUAUUCAAUGUAUUACAGCGCCUCACACCUGAGCAGAAGACUGCAGUGAAGAGCAUGGGAUUUGGCAGCCUCCUCGACCUAAGAUGUAGGACACUCCGCCGUAGUUUGUGCCUAUGGUUAUUGGAGAGGUUCAAUACUACAAGACGAAGCUUGGAGAUUUGUGGUGAGUGGAUUCCUUUAUCUCCAAAAGAUGUAGAGGUUGUGAUGGGAUUAGUAGCUAGUGGAAAAGAUGUAGUGAACUCAGGGCCAGAUGAUUUAAUCGCAGACUUACGUUGUAGUUACAAUGCUACAAAUCGUGGGAUUUCAGUACGACUUCUAGAGGAGCGACUGGCAGCUCCAGAAGCAGGAGAGGAUUUUAAGAGGUCAUUUGUCCUCUAUGCCUUGGGCACUCUUUUGUCCCCAACAGCGAGGUUGGAUGUUAGCCCAUCAUUCCUCCAUUUUUUGACAAAUAUGGAUGCUGUCCAUCAGUACAACUGGGGAAAAUUCUUGCUUGACCGGCUAGUUCGAGAAGUAUCUCGCUUUCGUCAAGGGAAGCAACGGGCAGUUGGUGGUUGUCUUUUGUUUCUCCAGCUCUUUUACUAUGAGAGCAUCUCUGUUGAUGGACCAGGUCCUUUUGCCACUGCAGUUGUUCCAUGCUUGUCUUCAUGGGGUGAGGAGGAGAUUACUGAGAGAGAAAAACGAGAAAGAGAGCUAGGUGGUUAUGGUUUAGGAGAGGUGAUCUGCAAGGAACGUUGUCUUGGUAUGGAGCCGUCAGAGUGCAGGGAUCAAUUGGAUGGCCCACCAGUACACAGCAUAACCACCACGGUUGUGCGUGGCCCUACUUUUGGCCAGGAGGGGAAUCAGGCUGACAAAGCAAAAAUGAACGGGCAGAUUACUAUGCGUGAGGAAGAUAUGCCAAUUCUUAUCAGGAGUAAAGAUGUAGUCUGUGGGGACAUUGAGGUGGUUGUUGAUUCAGUCAGAAUGGCUUGCAGGAACAGUGAGUAUGGGUGCAAUGAAACAGUGGAUUACAUUAACAACUUCCAUGAAGAAACAUGCACUUACGCUCCAUGUUCAUGCCCGCUGCCAGAUUGCGACUUUAUUGGUUCAUCUGAUCAGUUGUCACUACACUUCAGCAGUAAACAUUGGGAUUCUGGAAGGCGCUUCAGGUAUAAUGUGCCGUUGGCCGUCUCCUUAAGGAUGAAGGAGCAAUUCCUUGUUCUCCAAGCAGAAGAGGAUGGUGUUCUUUUUCUCCUCAACAGGAGUGUUGAAAGUAUUGGGAACGCGGUCAUGUUAACCUGUGUUGGGCCAAGCUCUUCAAAGGCAAGGUUCUUGUAUGAUCUUGUAUCGGUAAGAGGAAGCAGCAGCACUUUGAGAUUAAAGUCAGUGACGGAGAAUUUUCCUGGACGGUUAGAAGGUUUUCCGCCAUUGGAUUUUCUUCUAAUUCCAUUUCGUUAUGUUAGUUUUUCUGGGCAUAUCAACUUGGACGUCUGUAUAUGGAAUUCUACAGAUAUUGAUGCUGACUGUCCUUAAUUAUUAUAUUACUUGCAAUAAAA
Molecule: messenger RNA, 2095 nt
Organism: Juglans microcarpa x Juglans regia
Lineage: Eukaryota; Viridiplantae; Streptophyta; Magnoliopsida; Fagales; Juglandaceae
Product: protein MAINTENANCE OF MERISTEMS-like
Exons: 9
Coding region: 429-2072 (547 amino acids)
Molecular function (GO): zinc ion binding
Source: RefSeq, a predicted model, not a curated record